UCCCUCGCAGUAGCUAGCUAGCAGCAGCUUCGGGUCAUUUAUUGCAAGGUGCUGCUUGCUUCCAUUCCGAAUAAUUAACACACAUCAAACAAAUCCGCAGCCGGCCAUGGCUGACCUUGUGCUUGGCUUGGCCAAGUCGGCUGUGGAAGGGACGCUGAGCGCUGCCAAGUCAGCGAUCGAGGAGGAGGAGAAGCUCAAGAAGAGCAUGCAACGUGACCUGAUGCUUAUCUCGGAUGAGUUCGAGAUGAUGCAUUCUUUCCUCAACGUUGCCAGAGAGCGUGCCUCUGACCAAAUGGUGAGCACCUUGGUAAGGCAGGUGCGCAACAUGGCCCUAGAUGUGGAGGACUGCAUCGAGACGGUUGUCCUGAUGGAUAUUAAAUCCCACUGGUGGCGCCGCUUGCUCCCAUACUGCAUGGUUGCAAUGGUGCCGGCCACGGCCCUGGAUGACGCGGUGGCUUCUAUUGAGAUGCUCAAGUCCAGGGUCGAAGCCAUGGGUCAGAGGAACGAGCGCUACAUGCACAGCAUCGGUGUCCCCUCCAGCUCCAAGCCCUCUGACGACGAGACGGCUCGGCAGCAGGCUGUCGCCGAUGCAAAAGAAGUGGGGAUCCUUAUCGAGGCGAGGGAAGCCAAGAAGAGGGAUGGCAACCCAAGAGAUCUCGUCGAUUUUAUCAACAGGAUACACCCUGUCUUUCCACUUCAGGUGGUCUCAGUGUGGGGCACGGUAGGUGAUCUUGGGGUGGCAUCCAUCAUCAGGAAGACCUGCGACGACCCUGAAAUCAGACAGAAAUUCAAGUGCCGUGCUUGGGUGAAGCUGACGCAUCCUUUCAAUCCCCACGAGUUCAUCAGGGGCUUAAUGGCUCAAUUCUACACCAACUAUUGCCCGCGGCAAGGAGGUGCCAUAGAUUUGCUGAAGCGGACGGAUGAGAUGAUGGCGAUGGCAGGCGCACGACUCACCGAGGAGUUCGCGAAGCAAGUGAGCGACAACAGAUGCUUAGUCUUCCUGGAAGGAGUGUCCAGCACGGCUCACUGGGAGGCCGUCAGGGUAUGCCUACCUGACACCAACAAUGGUAGCUGCGUCUUCGUGCACACCCAGCAACUCGAGGUCGCGAGCUUGGUCGCUGGACAAUCACACCGAGUAUUGGAGCUGGAGCAGUUCUCAGCUGACCAUUCUGUUUGCGCCUUCUUCAACGAGAAGAAAAGCAACCGAAAAAUUCUCAUUGAACUGAUCGUCAACAAAAACGCUGGAAACACUCCGCGUCAAGUGAUCUCAUUGUGUGGAGAAGUGGGCGAUGUUGAAGUGGCACCCAUCAUCAACAAGACCUGCGAUGACGAGGCAUCCAUCAUCAACAAGACCUGCGAUGACGACCUACCAAUCUGUAAUAAUUUCAGGUAUCGUGCUUGGGUGAAGCUGAUGCAUCCCUUCAAUCAGGACGAGUUCGCCAGGAUCUUGCUGGCUCAGCUGUGCGCCAACUAUUGUCCACAACAUGGAAGCGCCGAAGAUUUUCUGAAACUGAAAGGUAUGAUGGUGGUUACCGAAGGCAUACUCAUCAGGGAGUUCAUGAAGCAACUGAUGAGCGACCAGAGAUACCUAGUCUUCCUAGAAGACGUGACCAGCAAGGAUGACUGGGAGGCCGUCAGGACAUACCUACCUGACAAGACCAAUGGUAGCUGCAUUGUCGUGCAUACUAAGCAGCAGGAUGUUGCAGGUUUUUGCGUUGGAGGAUCGCAUCGAUCGCUGGAGCUGGAUUCCUUCUCAACUGGCCAUCCUGUUUGUCUCUUCUUCAAUGAGAAUACGGAUGAGGAUGUGGAAAAGGCCAUCAAGAAGGAGGCUGCAAAGAAAUGGUUAGAGGAAUUUGAAAUCUUUGGCCGCCAGGCAGACAUAUGGUAUCUUAACGACAAUUAUCGAUCAGUGCGCCCCGUGUAUGGGAUUGCUGGGGUUGGCAAAUCAUAUAUUGUCAAGCACGUGUACUGCAAGCAAGUGAUUGCUGGAUCAUUUCAAAAGUAUGGAUGGGUGGAUGUAUCCCAUCCAUUCAAUGUAAGGGACUUCUCAUGGAGCUUACUCUUGGAUCUGCACUCGGGAUCCCUCCAACAUGGCAGCAUGCUGAGAAUCAAAGACCCAAUCCAGGACUGUCGCGAGCUUCUGCGUCAGCAUGAGUGUCUCAUCGUCAUUGACGGUCUUGGGUCCACGGAAGAGUGGGACUUAAUAAAAGCUGCCUUGGUCUUUGAACAUAAUAAAAGACACCGUAUUAUUGUCAUUACACAAGAGGAAAGUGUUGCCAAGUACUGUUCAAAAAAUAAUCGGUGGAACGUUGAAGGCCUGAAAAUUGAAGACGCCUAUGAUCUCUUCACGAAAAGGGCAUCUAAGAAUGAAUGGAGCAGCUGGCCAAGGGAGCCGAGCCCCGCGGAUAUUGACAAGGCAAAAGUUAUCCUAAACAAGUGCGGCGGACUACCUCAAGUGGUAGUUGCUGUAGGUGACUUUGUGGGCGACGGAUGGAGAUUACUGGACAGCGAUCACAAUUUGAUGUGGGUGUUGGAGACCCACCCGGCGCUCGGUACAUUAAGGGGCCUGUUUGACUGGGUGCGUUCCUACUUCCAUUCCUGCCCAGAUCGGCUCAAGCCAUGCAUCUUCUAUCUUUCCAUCUUCCCCGUGAACCAUAAAAUCCGGUGGAGUCGUUUGGUGCGGCGGUGGAUCGCGGAAGGCUACUCUAGGGAUACCAGAGAAAGCACGGCCAAGGAGAACGGGGCGGAAUCCUUUCUCAAGCUAUGCGAGCUGAGCAUGAUCCAUGUGCCAGGGUCGGCAAGCAUGCCCUACAUGAUGAGGCGGCGCUUGUGCCAAGUCAAUGGUUUCUUCCGUGAAUACAUCAUCUCACGGUCAAUGGAAGAGAACCUUGUGUUUGAAUUGAAGGAGCAUUGCAGAAUAAAUUCUCAGCACACAGGACGGCAUCUCACCAUCGGGAGCACCUGGGACAGGGACAAGAGUGUGUACCGGAGCAUCGACUUCACGCGCCUGAGGUCACUGACGGUUUUCGGUACCUGGGAGUCAUUCUUCAUAUCUGACAAGAUGAGGCUACUCCGGGUGUUGGAUCUGGAGGGCGCGACAUCGGUGACUGAUGGUGACGUCCAACUGAUGGUCAAGCUGUUGCCUCGUCUUAAGUUCCUCUCCCUAAGAGGACGCAGAGAGAUCACUCAUCUGCCAGAUUCCCUUGAUAGCCUGAGGCAGCUGCAGACACUGGAUAUCAGACACACCUCCGUUGCAACGCUUCCACUAAGCAUCACCAAGCUACAGAAGCUGCAGCACAUUUGUGCGGGCAACACUGUCCAGAUGGAUUAUGACACAGACACUGCUGAAAGCCUACCAUCAGCAGGAGCAGGCCGAGGAUCAGUGUCAUCCUCGACGACCAGGACCAGGCCGCGUGCUGUUGCUGCUCUUGUGUCUCGGCUCAGAUUGCAGGAGUUGUGCACAAGCCACCACCUGCGGCAUUCUGCCUCUCCCUGUGGUGGCGUUGAGGCACCUCGAGGAAUUGGGAAAAUGGUGGCCUUAAACAGUAUCAGUGUCAUCGACGUCAGUGUUGCCAGCGGGCAGGCAAUCCUGGAAGAGCUCAAGAACCUUACCCAAUUGCGCAAGCUUGGAGUGUGUGGCGUCAAAUGGGAAAACUGUCACAAGUUUUGUGCUGCCGUUUCGGGUCACCCACAUCUGGAAUCAUUGUCAGUCUGGCUCGACAAGAAUCAAGGUGGCUCCUUGGAUGCCAUCUCCCCUCCUCCAAAGCAACUACAGAGCCUUAAGCUAUGCGGACAUGUAGGCAAGUUGCCUGCAUGGAUCAAGCCGAUGUCCAACCUCAGAAAAUUAAAAUUACGACUGACCAUGAUAACCCAGUAUGAGGUCGAUCUCCUCAAGGAUUUGCCCAGCCUGAGUACUCUCUGUCUUUAUUUCAUGGACUUCCAAUACGGCGAGCUGCGGUUUAGGGGGUCCGGAUGUUUCUGUCAACUAUUGCUCCUUGAGAUUGGUUGCAACUGCAGGUUACAGUCUAUUACGUUCGAGUCACUCGUAAUGAGUGGGCUUGAGGUCCUGGAGAUUCACUGCAGUAAUGUGUCAUCCUUGAGGUUUUCUGGGCUAAAAGAGCUAUUCGACCUCAGGGAAGUCUCACUCAGUGGAUCCUAUGAUGACAAAGUGAAGCAACACUUGCAGCGCCAACUUCAUGAGCACCAGAGGGAAAUCAAGCCUGUUUUGAAAUUGAACUAGGUUCAUCCUGAUCGGCGCUAAGCCCGUGAUGGCCCUCCCUGUUGAAUAAUCCUUGUGCAUUCCUAGUUUGUUUCCAGCUUGGUUUAGUGUGUUGCUUGUAAUACGGAGUAGUAGCAGAUAAGUUCACGGCCAGUUUCUUUGGCUGUGUGCGGCUGGUACGGUACGGUGGCCAUGGCGUGCGUGUGUGAACGCUCCUGGCAGGGGCGGAGGUAUGCCAGGUAUGCGAUGCCCCGGCAGAAAAAUAUGUGCGCACACUUAUUCAUAAAUCAGUGCUAGGUCGAAUGGUUAGGCCAUAGCGCUUUAUGCUAA
Molecule: messenger RNA, 4549 nt
Organism: Panicum virgatum (switchgrass)
Lineage: Eukaryota; Viridiplantae; Streptophyta; Magnoliopsida; Poales; Poaceae
Product: disease resistance protein Pik-2-like
Exons: 4
Coding region: 107-4240 (1377 amino acids)
Biological process (GO): defense response to other organism
Molecular function (GO): ADP binding
Source: RefSeq, a predicted model, not a curated record